AUGUAUCAAAAUUCAGGUAAGGGAACCGAAAAGGUAAAAGAACCAACCAAGGAUGGAAAGGAAGAUGAAAUCGGAAAGGCAAAAGAUAAAGAACCACCUUAUGUGCCUCCGCCAUCAUACAAACCACAUAUACCGUGUCCCCAAAGACUUGUUAAAUCCAAAAAUGAAGGACAAUUCAAGAAAUUCGUAGAACUUCUGAAGCAACUUAAUAUCACUAUACCAUUUACAGAAGCCAUUACGCAAAUGCCUUCAUAUGCUAAGUUUCUUAAAGAGAUUCCAUCCGACAACAAAAAUCUUGAGGAUGAUGAAACUGUUAUGCUCACUGCCGAGUGUAGCGCUAUUAUUCAAAACAACAUGCCUCAUAAACUGAAAGACCCAAGUAAUUUUUCUAUGCGAUUUAGGAGCCAACGUAUGCUAGAGAAUGUUCCCCAUCGUAUAAGACAAUUCUAUAUUCCCACUAACUUUGUAAUAAUGGAUAUAAAGGAGGAUUCCCACAUACUUAUUAUUUUAGGAAGAGCAUUUUUAGCCACAUCCGGAGCCAUCAUAGAUGUGAAGAAAGGUACGCUAACAUUCGAAGUUGGACAAGAAAAAGUUGAAUUUCUCUUAGCUAAAUUCCUACAUGCACCAGCUAUAGAUGACUCAUGUUGUUUCUUAGACGUCAUCGACGAAUGUGUGAAAGAAAUGGAGAAGGAACCAUCUAAGUAUACUGAAGUGCUGAAGAUUCCAACACCUCUUAUAUUCGAAGAAAAUAAUUGGCGUGAGCCAUACGUAGAUGACAGCCUGAGAGAAUGUCUAGCACUAACACCAAAUCCAAUUCCAUGCCCAAAGAAACCUUUAAUAAAACUCAAAGCACUACCCAAAGAUCUAAAGUAUGAAUUCCUAGACACCGAGCUUGAAAGACCAGUUAUAGUCAAUGCUGACUUAUGA
This is a messenger RNA of Lathyrus oleraceus (garden pea), 927 nucleotides long. RefSeq lists its product as uncharacterized. The record is from RefSeq and is a predicted model, not a curated record. NCBI's taxonomy places the organism in Eukaryota, Viridiplantae, Streptophyta, Magnoliopsida, Fabales, Fabaceae. The transcript has 2 exons. Bases 1 to 927 code for a protein of 308 amino acids.